Priapulus caudatus is the source of this 2306-nucleotide messenger RNA. RefSeq lists its product as uncharacterized. Lineage: Eukaryota; Metazoa; Priapulida; Priapulimorpha; Priapulimorphida; Priapulidae. The transcript is spliced from 3 exons. The record is from RefSeq and is a predicted model, not a curated record. Gene Ontology annotation, biological process: cell differentiation; anatomical structure morphogenesis; regulation of transcription by RNA polymerase II. Bases 570 to 1856 code for a protein of 428 amino acids. Gene Ontology annotation, molecular function: DNA-binding transcription factor activity, RNA polymerase II-specific; RNA polymerase II cis-regulatory region sequence-specific DNA binding.
GAGAGCAAACAGAGUGCCUGUCCGUCAUUAAGAAGAGGACGAGAGAGAGAGAGACAGCGCGCGGAGGCGAGGCGAUGCAGCAGUAGGGCAGAGGACUGACGCAUAGAGAGCACGCACGCACGCACGCGGCGAUCGCACGGGGCAAACCGUCAGCGUGUUAACUGUUACGCUCGAUUGCAAGUCAUUCACCUCUAAGCCGCCGUACGUUCUGCUUAUAGCCGACACUUGCAAGAACCGACACUUGCCAUCGCGGGUAGGAACGGCGGUGGUGACAUUUUCGUCUGUCGCAUCUGUGAUGUUUGUCGACAGGCGUUGGCGACGCGUCGUCCGGUCGUGAUCCGACGGGCUCGCGCGAGCGACAUCUUCACGCGACAUCUUCACGUGACAUCCACGCAUGACAUCUUCCAGUGAUAUCUUCACGUAACAUCUUCGCGCGACAUCUACGCGUGACAUCUCCACACGACAUCUUCACGCGACAUCUACUCGUCACAUCUUCGCGUGACAUCUUCGUGUCACCAAACACACGACCACCUUCGUCGUCGUCCCCUGACUCGUCUUCCCACAGCGACAUGAACCGACAGCAGACGACGUUCGGCACUCCGACGUCGCUCGUGUCGCUCGGCUGCUCCGUGCUGCCGCGCUUGCCCGACGCCCACUACAUGUACUCGUACGCUCCCUACCUAUACCAGGCGACGGCACCGGCCGACGGCCUCGGCUACAACCCGUUUGCGAUCAACAUGCUAUCGACGAUGGAACGCAGGGAGCAUCAUCAGAAACCUCCAUACUCAUACAUCGCACUUAUUGCUAUGGCAGUUAAGAGCGCACCUGAUAAGAAAAUCACGCUGAACGGAAUUUACCAGUUCAUCAUGGACAGGUUUCCGUACUACCACGAUAAUAAGCAGGGCUGGCAAAACUCGAUCCGGCACAACCUCAGCCUAAACGACUGCUUCGUGAAAGUGGCGCGCGAGAAAGGAAAACCCGGCAAGGGCAAUUACUGGACGCUCGACCCCAACAGCGAGGAGAUGUUCGAGAACGGAAACUACCGACGCCGGAAGCGACGAGUGAAGGCGACGACGAAGUCAGUCGACAAGGCCGACGCCAAGAACGACAAUCCCGACGACAGACGCGACGAAUACAAGAGCGGCGACGGCAAUGACAACCACAGCGACAGCGACCAACGGGAUUCGACCGCCGACGACGAAACGCAGGACGUCGCACUGACGGUGCCGAUGUCUUCCGACUUAACGAGUGCGAACGACGUCGACGACGCCGACGACCACACCGACAGAGAGCGUCCUACUAGGGCGGAUCUGUGUCGGCUAGAGGUCGCGGGGUUAGGAUGCGAAGACAAGGCGCCAUGUUUGAGAGCUGCGCAGUCGGAUGCGCACGCGAGUCUCACGCACGCCAGCGAGGCGUUUCGACAUCAGACGAUGACAGGAAAGCGCUCGCUGUUCACAAUCGACAGCAUUAUAAGCAAGAAACUGCGAACGGGCGACGUCGAUGACGACAUCGACUACGCGAAAAAGCCACGUCAUGAUGACGCGUUUGCGUCACAGUUGGAUGACGUCAGCGUCGGUGUGCCGCGUCCGGAUUCCUCUUCGCGUCUGUUAUUCCCGUCGCCGACUGCGACGUACGAGAGAACGCUUCUAGCCGGUGCGCAGUCGUCUACGUUUCCAUCUUUCGCUGGGCUCAACGCGUUGCCUUCCUACAUGCCGUCCGCUCUUCCAUCGCCGUAUAUGCUGCCAAAUCCUUUCCGGUACGCAUGCGCGGGGUUACCGUACGCUUACGGAGCAGCACAGAGCACGAAUCUUGCCGAUCACGCUAAAGUGUUUAAAGCUUUUAAUGGCCAAACGUAAACCGUGAGCUUUUAUCAUCAAAUACAAUAUAUUCUGUUCGUGAUCUCUGACGAGACGCAAUAAGCUAUAAUUGCACGUAGGUGGUUUCUGCUUGUAAUAUUCACUGUGUAAACGUGAUAAUUAAGCGAACAGGAAAUGGGCUAAGGCUAGUUCAUUCACGAAUGUGUUGCGCGUGAGAAGUUACACAAUUUAUAAACGUGUUCUAAAGUGCUAAAUUCCAAAAUAAUUUAUUCCUAAAUUUCAAAUAUGAAUUAAUUAGUUCUAUUUAAUUCGUAAACAUGCAAUAACCUUGAAGUAUAAUCGUUUCUUAACUCAUAAUAAUAGAUCACAUCAUGGAUACAUCAUCGUCUAAUGAUGUAUAGUAACGUUAAUGACAUUUUAUUAUUUGUAUGUGUUCAAUUACUUUAUCUUUAAGAAAUGUAACUGUCAUUAAAACGGUUACUUCCCUCA